Messenger RNA from Musca vetustissima, 1623 nucleotides. RefSeq lists its product as uncharacterized. The coding region runs from base 1 to 1623 and encodes 540 amino acids. NCBI's taxonomy places the organism in Eukaryota, Metazoa, Arthropoda, Insecta, Diptera, Muscidae. The record is from RefSeq and is a predicted model, not a curated record. The transcript is spliced from 3 exons.
AUGAGUAAUUUCAAUUUUGAUUUCGAUGGAAACACAGAUGAGGAUUUCUUUGGUACUCUCAAAGGUGGUGAUAACAAAUCCUCCAAAUUACAACAGCUAUUUGUUGAUGAUGAUAGUCCCGAUGAAAGUCAACAAUCUUUGAAAUACAAACGACCCAAAGCCAAAGAUUUGAAGCCAGCAAACCCAGAGCCAAGUGGUAGUGGUAAUACUGCCAAAUCAAGCCAACAGUUGGCACCUCCAUUACUGGCUAAAGUUGUAACAACCUAUAGGCAAGGGGAAUUAUUGGGUAAAGUGGGUUUGGCAUUGACAAAAAAUCUUGAUAAUGACGACUACAGCCUUAUUCUAUAUAAAUCGAAAAGCUUGGUGCUGGUCACUCUGGCUUUGAUGCGCCACAAGCAGUUGCUGUUUAAACAACAAAACUAUUGGCAAUUUUAUGAUACGGAUCAGCAAUAUUGGAGUUUUAGUUUUGAUAAGGUGUCCGAUGAGGAGGAAUUUCAGGAUAAAUUAAUGCAUUGUGGCCAUGUAAUUAAGGAAAGUAAGGAGGACACGAAAUUGGAAGAGAAAACUGAGAAAAAAGAAAUUUCAUUGGAGGAAGUUGGUCAUACCCCAUUGCCGGAGGUAAUAGACAAACCAAAACCCGUGGAUUCUAAAAAUUCCUUAAUACAACGUAUGGCCAAAAUGGGACAACCUUUACCCAAAUUAGCCUCCAAUAAUUUACAGACCACCACUGAAUUCAGAGAUUCCUCGGACUCAGCGGAGGUUAUUAAAAUGCCAUUGCCCGCCAAACCCAGUAUUGUACCAAGAAAUAAAAUAGCAACUCUAAAGAAUAAUAAUAACAACAACAAUAAUCAACAACAAAUUAUUAGCUCAACAUUGGCCUUUAAUCCUAUGCCCUCCUAUUCGGGAAAUCUCAUGGAAUCCCAGUAUAUGCAAAUGUUGUUAAGCGAACAAAGGACCCAGGGUUCGGAACUGCGUAUGAAUGUCAAUAAACUGGAAAAUAAAAUUGAAAAGGUUUUGGAUAAAUUGGAUUUAAUGGAAAGAUCAUCAUCAUUUGGUGGGGCAGAAGGCAAAGAGAAACGCCACCGGGAUGACGAAAUAUUGGAAUUGGAGGAAAAAUUACUGAAUUUGAAAAAAGAAAAUCGAAAAUUAAAACAAUUAUUGGAAUCGAGAAAUGAAGAGAAAGAUAAUUUUGAGGAGAAAGCUAAGGCAAUAAUAAAGGAAUGCAAAGAGGAUUUAGAGGAGUUACAGCUGGACCAUUUAAAAGAUUUGAAAGUGAUUUUGAAAUCUUCCCUAGAACAAAAUAGGAAACAGCUAGAUAAAAUUUCGAUACUAGAAAAUAAAUUAAAGGUAAAGGAAAAAAAUGAAAUGGAAUCCCAGACAGAAUUAGAAAAUUUACAAAUCAAAAAUGAUAAACUAACAAAAGAUUUAAAUGAUGAACAAGAUAAAAGAAAAUCCCUAGAAGAAGGGAAACAAAAAAUGAUAGUGGAUUAUGAAAAACAAAUCCAUGAUUUAAAACAACAAUUAGCUGAUAAGACAAAGGAGAAUGAUAAGAUGGCGGAAAAUAACAAUGUAUUGGAUGCCAAGGUGAAAGAAAUUAUGAAUGGUGGUUUAAAAAAUAAUUAA